CUUGAUCUCGGUGUAUCUGGUUCUUUUGCAACUGUAAACCUCUGAACCACGUGUUAAGCAUCUCGUCGGACCACACUACUAGAUUCCACAUUCACACUUUCAUAUUGCCAUACUGCCAUAUCGUCAUACUAUCAUAUACCGAAUCAAACCAUCGUAUAUCUAAUAUUUCUGUCCUCAACCAAGGAGAACCACGAAACUCCACUUAUACAACUAUAGACCAUAUCUAACUAUUGGUUGCACCACAGCGAACUUCAUAGUUAAUUGACAUACUCUAUCUAUGUCUUCCUCUCCGACUCCUACAGCAGUGCCGGUGUCUCCACCGUCACAGCUAGACACAGACUCGCUUGAUCUAGACGACUGGGAACGCCCUCGCGAUGUACCGAAUGCCUCGGGCUCUUCCUUCUUUGCCAGAACCAAGUCGUUCUUCGUAGAUACCGUCUACCACUCGUACAUUAUGCCUAAUACGGGCAUCUCACUUCUCAUCCUUUCGCAGUUCUUCAACUCGAUCAUGGUGACUACUUGUAAAUUGCUAGUAACAGACAAGGACUUCAACACUCCUAUCCACCCACUCCAGAUCUUGUUUGUUCGUAUGUUCAUCACCUAUUUCUGCUGCUUGCUCUAUAUGCUUCUAACUCGGUCUGUUCCCGACGCUCCCUUUGGUCCUCGUAACUUGCGCUGGUUGCUAGCUCUUCGGGGCUUCGUAGGUUUUUUCGGGGUCUUUGGCUUGUACUUCUCUUUGCAGUACUUGAGUCUUUCAGACGCCGUAGCCAUCACCUUCUUGAUCCCCAUGGUCACAGGCUUCUUGGCCUGGGUCAUCUUGCACGAGCGGUACUCGGUGAUUGAAGGAGUCUGUUCCAUCGUCUCUUUGGGCGGAGUUAUUUUGAUUGCCAAACCACACUUUAUCUUUGGAGCUCAGUCAGACAGUGAAACGUCUUCGGUAGACGAAGCAGUUGAAAGUUCAUCUACUGAAAAGCGUCUUUUAGCUACGGGUGUUGGGCUUGUGGGUGUUUGUGGGGCUUCAACUGUUUACAUUGUCUUAAGAAAGAUCGGAAAAGCUGCUCAUCCACUUUUGUCUGUUAGCUAUUUCGCUCUUACCUGUUGUGUAAUCACCUUUGUGUCGAUCUUGGUAAUCCCAUCGUUGCACUUUGUAUUACCCAGCAAUAGGUACCAAUGGGUUCUCUUCUGUUUGAUUGGCUUCUCUGGUUUCUUCAUGCAGUUUUCGUUAACUGCUGGAAUCCAGCGUGUCAGAGCUGCCAAGGCUUCUCUCAUGAGUUAUACCAAUAUGGUUUUUGCGCUCAUCUGGGAUUUGACUAUCUGGGGCCAUUUCCCGGGUCUCUUAAGUGUUUUGGGUAUCGUCUUGAUUAUUGGCAAUGCUGUCAUCAUCAUCAAGUACAAGCCCGGUGACGACGAAGCAGGCUCUUCUCGUAGUCAUGCCAACGAUAUCGAAAACAGAGGUAAGUACACUCCUGUCACAGAAGAAGAAGCUAUUUCUCUACAAGAGUUCAUUAUUGACGACGACGAGGAGUCAGAUAACGACAAAGACUCCAAAACCAGCGACAGGGAGUUCACUAUGGAAGGAAGCAAAGACUCGUUGAGCCCGUCGAUGGAACAGUCUUCUUCAAAAGAAUCUCAGCCUGCGUUGGAGCCUGAGACCAAAUAGACAUAGACCAGUCUAAAGUGCAUUUUUUAGUUCUUCGACUAUUUCCUCAUAUAAUUUGUCAGUUAGGUUUAAAUUGAUAGCGAUAAUAUACACUAGAUAAU
Scheffersomyces stipitis CBS 6054 is the source of this 1761-nucleotide messenger RNA. RefSeq lists its product as uncharacterized. Gene Ontology annotation, cellular component: membrane. NCBI's taxonomy places the organism in Eukaryota, Fungi, Ascomycota, Pichiomycetes, Serinales, Debaryomycetaceae. The transcript has a single exon. The coding region runs from base 278 to 1660 and encodes 460 amino acids. The record is from RefSeq and is a predicted model, not a curated record.